Messenger RNA from Coregonus clupeaformis (lake whitefish), 684 nucleotides. Its product is annotated as keratin-associated protein 4-3-like. The record is from RefSeq and is a predicted model, not a curated record. The transcript is spliced from 2 exons. The coding region runs from base 1 to 684 and encodes 227 amino acids. Lineage: Eukaryota; Metazoa; Chordata; Actinopteri; Salmoniformes; Salmonidae. Gene Ontology annotation, cellular component: keratin filament.
AUGGCCCUCGUUAUCUGCCCAUUAUGGGUCAGGGACGAGGAACGUGUCACCAGGGUGGUCCGAGUCCCCAGUCCCAGGGACCCCCAGAUCAAUAAAGGCCUCCACAGGGAUUCCCGCCCUGAGGGACACCGUUGCCCGCUGCAUACCCGCUGUGUCCCUACCCGCUGUGUCCCUACCCGCUGUGUCCCUACCUGCUGUGUCCCUACCCGCUGUGUCCCUACCCGCUGUGUCCCUACCUGCUGUGUCCCUACCUGCUGUGUCCCUACCCGCUGUGUCCCUACCCGCUGUGUCCCUACCCGCUGUGUCCCUACCCGCUGUGUCCCUACCCGCUGUGUCCCUACCCGCUGUGUCCCUACCUGCUGUGUCCCUACCCGCUGUGUCCCUACCCGCUGUGUCCCUACCCGCUGUGUCCCUACCUGCUGUGUCCCUACCCGCUGUGUCCCUACCCGCUGUGUCCCUACCCGCUGUGUCCCUACCCGCUGUGUCCCUACCCGCUGUGUCCCUACCCGCUGUGUCCCUACCUGCUGUGUCCCUACCCGCUGCUGCCUCUCUGCCCUGCAGCCCCCUACACAGCCGCCACCAUCUGGUCCCUGUCUCUACCCUGGCACUGCCCUCUGCUCUCCUCUCUCAUGCAGGGCACUGGUCACUGCCCUGACACCCUCUCACCACGCUACCUCUCACUAG